Rhipicephalus sanguineus (brown dog tick) is the source of this 534-nucleotide messenger RNA. RefSeq lists its product as uncharacterized. Lineage: Eukaryota; Metazoa; Arthropoda; Arachnida; Ixodida; Ixodidae. The record is from RefSeq and is a predicted model, not a curated record. The coding region runs from base 1 to 534 and encodes 177 amino acids. The transcript is spliced from 5 exons.
AUGACGGGCAUGAGCAUUGGAGGUGAAAGACGCCAGCAUCCUCAGGGAUCUCCUCUAGAUUUCCUCAUUCAGAUAAAACAUCUGAAUGAGGAAAUCUUGACAGCACUUCAGAGGGUCACAGGCUCAGUAUCCGCAGGGAUUGAAGACUUCGAUUUGCCUUUGCAAACUCCAGAGCAGCUGGGGAUGUUCGAAGAAAGACUGGAUGCUGAACAGGACACUCGUCAGGCUUUGGUCAAACGCCUCGCCAGCCUUGGAGGAGGGACUACUGGUCAAGCCGUCCGAGUACAACUCCGCUAUUUGCUGGCAGACCAGCUGGCCGCAGCCUUUAGCUUCAAAGGACAAAAGACAAAGCUGAGCCUUUGCAACCUAAAUCUGUGGACCAUCAUUAAAGAAGCUGUGCAUAGCAACGUGCGGACUCGUAAUGCGACGGAAGAGGACAUAAGAGCAUGCACUAUGGUGUGGCUGAAGAAUGCAAAGGCACGCAAGACAGAGUGGGUUGAAGAUCAUUUGGAGAGGCUUUCGUCCUGCAAUUAG